Saccostrea cuccullata (small rock oyster) is the source of this 2026-nucleotide messenger RNA. RefSeq names its product gastrin-releasing peptide receptor-like. Gene Ontology annotation, molecular function: G protein-coupled receptor activity. Gene Ontology annotation, biological process: G protein-coupled receptor signaling pathway. Gene Ontology annotation, cellular component: plasma membrane. The record is from RefSeq and is a predicted model, not a curated record. Lineage: Eukaryota; Metazoa; Mollusca; Bivalvia; Ostreida; Ostreidae. Bases 406 to 1608 code for a protein of 400 amino acids. The transcript has 2 exons.
CAGACCUAAUUCUUUAGUAAGCUUAACAAAUGUUUUUAUUUUGGUAUCUCUCUACUACAGCUACGUAAAUAAAAAAUAAGCGCAGUAGUUUCUGCUGUUUUAUUUUCAUAGCAUUGGCUUCGUGGGUGCAUUGCUUUCGCAUAUUUUGAAGAUCCGUCGUGUUUUUGCAAGGUGUAAGGAUGACAUCGCAUUCAGAAAUCUUACAUAUGGUCGCCUGGGUUUUGUUUACUUUGAAAUUCAGCAUUGAUUGCUCUGUCAAUCAAGCCAGAUCCUGACAUUGGAGAUUGGUCGAAGCAGCCAAUAUAACUCAGUUUCUGAUGGCUUUGAGCUUUAACGAGAACAGAUUCACUCCACUUCUCUCUGGAUAACCUAGUCUUGAAAUUUCGGAUCUAUUUUUCUGUCGAGAUGAAUAUUACAACCCAGAUAACAACUAUAUUCAACGUCACGUCUUCAUUGUGUAUGAUGACGUCAUCUUCAAUUAACAAUUCUGGCAACAGUUCAUGUUCAGACAAUAAACCCAUCGACUGCGGACCAUCUCACAAUUCCUUCACAGAAUAUGACGAGUAUAUUGCGGCCCUGUAUAUCAACAAAAAUUAUCUGUACUUUAUCGUGGGAUUGGGCAUCCCUGGAAAUAUCGCAGCCAUUAUUACAGUCUGCAAAAUGAAACCUCUUACUUCCUCUUCCGUUUUUAUGAUCGCAUUGGCAACAAUGGAUUCUUUUAAUCUCAUUAUAAAAGAACUUUAUUAUCAGCUAACUUACUUUGACAUUCAGAUGUUUGACAUAGGGUGUCAACUGAUGAUUUUUCUUGGCACGUUUGCAAUGCAUUACGCAAACUGGAUUCUAGUGGCAAUGACUGCCGAAAGGUUUAUAGCCAUAAAAUUUCCAAUGAAGGUGCAAGAAAUAUGCACCAAGACGAAAGUUGUCAUUGUCCUUGUUGUGCUGGGUCUUGUAUUGGCAAGCCUCAACUCUCAUUUCUUUGCAACAAAGCGGGAAGGAUACACGGCCGUUAGGAAAUACACCUGUAUGAGUAAAACUGACUACGAUCGUUUUUAUACGAAGAUCUGGUAUUGGGUAGAUGGCGUUGUGUAUGCCAUGGCUCCGUUUUGUUUAUUAACCAUUCUGAAUUUCCUCAUCAUCGCUGGCAUAAGAGAUUCUGUUAAGAAACAAAAGGACUUGACCAAUCUUCAGCAGAAACAGUCUAAGCAACACACACAGAUCACCGUCAUGUUGGUAACCGUAUCUGUGGUUUUUACUAUCUUAACAAUGCCCAACUGUAUCUUCUUCAUCUACGAAGGUUACUGGGACUUCCAAGCUAGUUGUUACGAGACGGCAUUGUAUCAUCUGAUUUAUCAGAUCGUUUUUGUUCUUUCGGAUCUGAAUCACGCAGUAAAUUUCUAUUUCUAUUUUCUCAGCGGAAAGAAAUUCCGGAAACAUUUUCUCAGACUGAUAUGCUGUUGUUCAAAGACGAGAUUUCAUGGAACAACUGCGACAACAAUUACAAGAUCAUCUAGAUAUCACAUGUCCGUCACUUCUACACCCAGCAGCCAUUCUUUAGUCGAUCAUGACGCUGCAUACAAUCCUGGCAUUAAAACUAGUAACAGAUGGUAAAGAAUUAAGUGUUUUUCCCCGACUGAUCAUUAUAUAGUAUUCUUUUCUUAUGUAUAAGUAAAGGCUGAUUUGAACAAAUUUGUUAUGAAUGUAUAUUAUGCAAGAUUUCCUGUUAUUGACAUUCCGACUUUAUUGUUGAUGUGAUUAAAGAGAUCACCCAUGUAGUAAAGUAAUAUGAAUUAAGCGCAAUAUAUGUAACUCAUCAAUAUUAUAUUUACAUGUUCGAAAUGAUUGCCCAGCAUGAAUUGAUGAUUUUUUCUCUUUGUUUGACUGUCACAAAACAAAAACUAUAAAGGAAGUCAGGGCUUUGGAAGUAGGGCUUUUAUUUACAAAAGAACUAAAGACUAGGAUGAAAAAUGAAUAUUUUUAUUAUUUUUAUUUAUUUGAAAAUGGUUAUUAAACAUAACUUUUAAAAGAA